Neopelma chrysocephalum (saffron-crested tyrant-manakin) is the source of this 511-nucleotide messenger RNA. RefSeq names its product sodium/potassium-transporting ATPase subunit alpha-3-like. The annotation marks the transcript as partial. Gene Ontology annotation, biological process: potassium ion import across plasma membrane; intracellular potassium ion homeostasis; proton transmembrane transport. The record is from RefSeq and is a predicted model, not a curated record. The transcript has 3 exons. Gene Ontology annotation, molecular function: P-type sodium:potassium-exchanging transporter activity. Lineage: Eukaryota; Metazoa; Chordata; Aves; Passeriformes; Pipridae.
CUGGGGGGUGAGUUUUUGGGGGCCCCCCGGUAACGGGCCCCCCCCCAGUUCGGCGGCUCCGACAGUUACCGCGUGGCCACCACGCAGGACAAGGGGGGCGAGAAGGAGUCCCCCAAAAAGGGCAAGAGCAAGACCCGGGACCUCGAUGACCUCAAGAAGGAGGUGGCCAUGACGGAGCACAAAAUGUCCAUCGAGGAGGUUUGCAGGAAAUACAACACCGACUGCGUCCAGGGUCUGACGCACAGCAAGGCUCAGGAGAUCCUGGCCCGGGACGGUCCCAACGCUCUGACCCCCCCCCCGACGACCCCCGAGUGGGUGAAGUUCUGCCGGCAGCUCUUCGGGGGCUUCUCCAUCCUGCUCUGGAUCGGGGCCAUCCUCUGCUUCCUGGCCUAUGGAAUUCAGGCCGGCACCGAGGAUGAACCGUCCAACGACAACGUGAGCGGGAUUUGGGGGGAUUUCGGGCGAUUUUGGGGCGUUUUUGGGUUUUUUCGGGGGGAUUUGGGGGCUGCGG